CACUACUGUGAAUAUCUGUACGCUCAGUACCAAGACCGUGGAGUGUGCAAAGGAGAGAGAGGGAGAGCGGUGGGGUGGGGGGGAUACAGUUGAAUUCGGAUACAACUGGAAAACUACCAAGCGCGCACAGCACGCACCGAGCGGACGGCACAUCGACGGUGCGUAGCCAGCAGUACAUCUACUCCCCGUCCGCUUUCGAUCAGAUUGAGCCGAGAAUGGAGCUCCCUGCCGCUGGAGAGCACGUCUUUGCGGUGGAGGGCAUCGAAAAGAAGCGCAUACGAAAGGGCAAGAUAGAGUACCUGGUCAAGUGGCGAGGCUGGUCUCCCAAAUACAACACAUGGGAGCCAGAGGAAAACAUCCUUGACCCGCGCCUCCUCGUCGCAUUUCAACACAGAGAGAGGCAAGAGCAGUUGAUGGGAUAUCGAAAACGUGGGCCGAAACCAAAACAUCUUUUGCUCCAGGUGCCCUCGUUUGCCCGAAGAUCAAGCAUUCCUGCUGGUUUUGAAGAAACAUCUCAGGAUGCAGAAGGCAACUUGAAGUCUGAUCCCAUUCAGGCACAGCAGCGCUCCCAGCCUCAGCAAUACCAGCUGAACAGCAAGAAGCACCAUCAGUACCAGCCCAGCAGCCAGGAGGUCCCCGGUGACCAGCUGGCCAGCAACAAGAAGAAAUUCAUCUAUCAGCUAAACAGCAAGAAGCACCACCACUAUGAGCCUGACCCAAAUAUGUACGACACGCAGGCCUCUAGGCUCAAAGAGGUGGUUAAAGUUCAGGAGGCAGCGAGUAAACCUGCAAAUCCAGGCUGGAACUUACCUCUGGCCCUGCAGCAGAAGUGGAUCCGUGACAAAGACACAGGCUGCCUGAACAAAGUCAAGGAGCUGGCCGUGGAAGUGAGGAAACCGGCUGUUAAAGAGGCGGAGAGCGAGCACGCCCUUAAGCCCAAUCCCAAGGAUGCAACCCUGCCGAGUGCUAUUAGCAGCAAAAUGAAGAUAAUCAAGAAUAAAAACAAGAAUGGACGUAUUGUUAUUGUCAUGAGCAAAUAUAUGGACAGUAACAAGGUUCAUGGUGCAAAGGGUAAACACGGGGAAUCAUCGAGGGAAGACAAACCCCAAAACAUGAAGACGUCGGAAAACAACCCAGCACAUGCAACCAAAUUGGAGGAGCACCUGGAGAACGGUAUCCCCAAAGAGAUUUGUAAUGGAAGUUCCCUUUCUGUAGCAGAGCAUCCUAUAAAGUGUUCCCCAAAGGACAGGCAUUUCUCCAAACCUUCACCAAGCACAGCAGAGGAAUACAACACCGAAGUGGCUCGUGGUCAAGCUGAUUUACCGGACGAUUUACCCUUACAGCUGACCGCUAGCUCUCCUCUGACUUCUUGGGCUGUUGACACCAACAUUCCAACUCCAACAGCUGUCGACCAGAUCCGGAUUCCUUCUUUUCCCGCUGACCGCAAGAGAAAGCUCUCCGAUCCCAUGGAGGAUAGGAGCGUAUCCAAAAUCUACCUGAGUUCGAGGAGCUUCAGCGUGCCCAGCACUGUGGUCACGCCACCUCAGGAUAAACCUAUGGACCUCCACUGCAACGGCCCACGCCAGAGCAGUGUAUGUACGUACGAGGAUUUGGGUAGCCAAGAGGAGCCGAUGGACCUCAGCUGCCCAAAGACUAACAAGCAAGCUCAAGCAGAAACGCCGCCGGAGCCAGAGCCUGCUGUCAAAGAUGCACCUCCUGUGACAGAGGACACGCAGAUAUCCACGGAGGCAUCUAAAGAAGCGCCUGUUAAAAAAAUCUCCCCUUUUAUGGGAAAUAUCAUCAUCACUGACAUCACAACAAACAGUCUCACUGUAACCUUCAAGGAAUACGUUACCAUGGAGCUCUCGGCUGUCGGUGAGAGCGUCUUCGCAGCCGAGUCCAUCAUUAAACGGCGAAUCAGACGGGGUCGUUGGGAAUAUCUCGUAAAAUGGAAGGGCUGGUCUCAGAAGUACAGCACUUGGGAGCCGGAGGAAAACAUUCUGGAUGCACGUCUCUUCUCUGCCUUCGAAGAGAGGGAGCGAGAAAGGGAGAUGUUCGGGCCGAAAAAGAGGGGACCCAAGCCUGAGACAUUUCUUUUAAAGGCCAAAGCCAAAGCCAAAGAAAAGACGUAUGAAUUUAGAAGAGAGGCUCCCAGAGGGAUCCAGGUUUCGUAUCCCAUCCCCGAGCCUAUCAUAACACCGAGGGCCAGGGAGGGUUUGCGCACCGUGGUUCCCACAAUCUUCCCGCCCAGCGCGGUCAACAGAGGGGAAAGUGUCCACAUUCGCCCACCAGAGCCGGAGAGAAGGCCCAGAACAACUCCAGCAGCUGCUCUGACGGUCCAAGAGUCCCAGCAGUUCCCCAAAAAGAGAGGACGCAAACCCAAAAUGCACAUGCAUUAUGAUAAAGACGACGGCAGCAGCUCGGCAGAGCCGGACGCCAAACGUAGCAAGUUCAUAAAGGAGCCCACGUCUCACCACAGCCGACGCCCGCAUCAUCACGGGGAGACGUCAGAUCACUGCCUCAUGCAGCUGACCAAGAGGUUUCAGGAGGAAACCACCAUAACACCCAAAUCCCACAGCGAGCAGAGACAUUUGGGGGGCGCGGGCUUCUCUUACCCGUGCGCAUUAGCUUCGGAUUUGCGCAAAAGCGAGCAGGGGAGGCACAGGACUCACUGUUUGAGCAUGAAGCGGCCUGCAGCUAACGAGUACUCUCUGCCACGGGAACAAGCUGCUGUCACUCCUUCACACACCGAUUCCAUCCACGAUUCAUCCGAGCACCCAGCCUCAUCCUGGACCCCCUGUUUCGCUCACCUGGACACUGUGACCGUAACCGAUGUCACCUUGAACUUCCUGACAGUCACCGUCAGAGAGAGCAGCACGGACAAAGGCUUCUUCAAAGAUAAAAGAUGAGUAUUUCAUGUAGUUCAGAGGAGGAUAAUAUCUGCCAAGGAGGUAAUUGUGUAACAAGCUACUAACAAACAGGCCUACUGUAAUACUAUAUUUUUUCUAUGUAACUUUCAAACGUGUACAUACCGAUAUUUAAUACGCUGCUGAUGAAAUUAAAAUCAAACUGAGGUUUAAGGA
Messenger RNA from Oreochromis aureus, 3083 nucleotides. Its product is annotated as E3 SUMO-protein ligase CBX4-like. Gene Ontology annotation, biological process: negative regulation of DNA-templated transcription. The record is from RefSeq and is a predicted model, not a curated record. The transcript is spliced from 10 exons. NCBI's taxonomy places the organism in Eukaryota, Metazoa, Chordata, Actinopteri, Cichliformes, Cichlidae. The coding region runs from base 216 to 2909 and encodes 897 amino acids.